Odocoileus virginianus texanus is the source of this 1799-nucleotide messenger RNA. Its product is annotated as olfactory receptor 4F6-like. NCBI's taxonomy places the organism in Eukaryota, Metazoa, Chordata, Mammalia, Artiodactyla, Cervidae. The record is from RefSeq and is a predicted model, not a curated record. Gene Ontology annotation, biological process: G protein-coupled receptor signaling pathway. Gene Ontology annotation, cellular component: plasma membrane. Gene Ontology annotation, molecular function: olfactory receptor activity; G protein-coupled receptor activity.
CUCAGUGGGUUUCUAUCACUUCUAAAAUAUGGAUCAAAUUCCUAACACACCUAUAGAAUUUUACCUUGAUCAGACCUGUAUUGGUUGUCUUCACAAUAGUUUCCAUACCUUUCCUCUGUAAAGAUCACUUUCCUCUGGAUAGAUCACUUUUCCUAUUUUUCCUCAUUUACUUAACUCCAUUCCUCACAUAGAUCUUACCAUGAACAUCUUCCAGGUCAGGGUAGAUGACAUGACUUUGAAGCUCUUAUAGUCCUCUAAGCACUUUGUUUUUGUUUUUUCAAAUAUCAUAGCACCUUUUUAUUCAUCUGGUAAUGUAAGUAGUUACUUAAUGCCUAGGUUCACAACUAGGUUAAUGACAGACUUCAUUUUAACCCCAGAAUGGGGCACAGUGCCAAGAACAUGUGAGGUCUUCGUGGUAGCUUCUCGAUGAGUAUUUGAUAAUGAACAAACUCUUGUCUGAAUUUUUAAAAGACAUUUUGUGAUCCAGAGUGAAGAGUUUCUUUAAUAUCAGAAUUUGAAGCACAGUGAUGUCUACUUCUUUCAGUAUCUCUGGCAUGUUCUUUGUAACUAACUUUAUUUGUUCCUUUCAGGUAAAAGUCAUUAACAAAGUCAAUGAGUAAAGAAAAUGACUCUUCUGUGUCUGAAUUUGUAUUCCUGGGGCUUUCUACCUCCAGACCAGUGCAGAAUUUCCUCCUUGCCUUCUCUACAGUGUUUUAUGUAAUAAUUGUUCUGGGUAAUCUCCUUGUUGUGAUUACAGUGACCUUUGACCCUCAUCUACACUCCCCCAUGUACUUCCUUUUAGCCAACCUCUCAUUUAUUGAUUUGUGUUUUUCUACCUUAACAGUUCCUAAGAUGAUCUCUGACCUGUACUCUGAAUGCAAAACCAUAUCCUUCCAGGGGUGUGUCACUCAGAUAUUUAUCCUUCACAUCCUGGGUGGAUCUGAGAUGGUGCUGCUCACUGCCAUGGCCUUAGACCGAUACGUGGCCAUAUGUAAGCCCCUGCACUAUCUGACCAUCAUGAGCCAACGGGUGUGCCUUUUGCUUCUGUGUGGUGCUUGGGCUAUUGGCCUCAUUCACUCAGUGGUCCAGUUAGCUUUUGUGAUCCAUUUGCCUUUCUGUGGUCCUAAUGAAAUUGAUAGCUUUUACUGUGACCUUCCUUGGUUUAUCAAACUUGCCUGCAUAGAUUCCUACAGAAUGGAAUUCAUGGUCACUGCCAACAGUGGGUUCAUAUCCGUGGGCACUUUCUUCUUACUGAUUGUGUCCUACGUUUUCAUCCUGGUCACUGUAUGGAAACGCUCUUCAGGUGGUUUGUGCAAGGCCCUCUCCACUCUGUCAGCACACGUCACUGUGGUGGUUCUGUUCUUUGGACCAUGCAUCUUUGUUUACAUGUGGCCAUUUCCCACGGUGCCAGUGGAUAAGUUUCUUGCCAUUUUAGACUUUCUGGUUACACCCAUCCUGAAUCCUGCCAUUUACACACUGAGGAACAAGGACAUGAAGAUGGCUAUGAGGAGCCUGAGUAGUCAGCUCCUGAGUUGGAGGAAGGUCUCCUAAGUAGCUCAUGGAAGCCCAAGUUACUUCAAACGACUUCAUGUAAUACAAAUGCUUAAAUAAAUAUAUAAAAAUUGGGGCUUUAAAAUUUUUUUUAAGACAGUCACCAUUUUAUAGUAUUCUGACUAGACCAUUGAUUAUGAGGUUACAUUGAAUUCUCUGGGUAACAAGUUGUUUGCUGGCCAAAUUAAAACCCUGGGAAAUGUUUGGUGGAAGAUUUUGAAAAAGCAUCAGUUGCAGACUUUGAAUCU